Coregonus sp. 'balchen' is the source of this 41751-nucleotide messenger RNA. NCBI's taxonomy places the organism in Eukaryota, Metazoa, Chordata, Actinopteri, Salmoniformes, Salmonidae. The record is from the annotation of a GenBank genome assembly.
AUGGAACUGUUAGCAGGCUUAGGUGUGCCUGUGUAGGUGAAUACAGCACGGCUUGGAACGCUGCUUGUCCAAUAAGCAUCCAGUAUCCAAACAACCCAUUUUAUAAUAGACAUUAAAGGUACAUUAGUGUCACCUGAAUGUGUUCUAAUUAGGACAUGGUCCUUUAUUUCACUGGUCUGUUUCUGUUCUGUUCUGUUAGGGAUAUAACUGACCGUGAUAAAAGCAUUCAACUGUGAUUUCUGCGUGUUUUAAGCUGCUGGGAAUGGGACUGGCUCACCCCCACUAAUACAGACAUAAAACUGUCUUCAAAGCAUUAGUUGAUUUAGGCAAACUCUCACUCAGACACACACACACAAGCUCAAACAUACACACUCACUCGCUCUCACUCAGAGGUACACACACAUUUACAAUAAUACAGAUAUUCUGACUUGCUUUAAUGCGCUUUAACAGACUCACUUACACACUAACUCAAACACAUGAGCUUAUUCUGAUUACUGGCUACAUUUAGACACACAUACACACACACACACACACACACACACACACACACACACACACAGGGAUUCAACCGAUAUACCUCUCGAAUGGUGUGGAUAGCAGUGAUGCAAUGUUACUGUAUGUCACACAGUCGGUUCUCACACACAUAUCAACUCUCCUUUCUCUCACUUCCUCUCCCACGCGCUGACACUCUAGAGCCUACAUUUCAUUGUCCCACUUAACCUACAUAUCCCACACAUCCAUUGUAUGUCUGAGUGACCCCAUAAUAGAGCAUAUACACCAGCCGUUACACAGAGCCGCAGAGCCGUUCAUCCACAGCCACUGUAACUGCAGGUGCUGGUCAAAUAUAGUGCAGUAUGUAGGCAAUAGGGUGCCAUUUGGGAUGCAGGCAGAGGCUCCCAGUCCUUAUCUACUGGCCCAGUGUGUACGCUGUGGCUUACACCAGAAAGUGGGCUGAUAACAAAGAAAGGAACUAGGCCACUGCAAUUACAUGUGGCGUUACUUUUUGUAAUUUUGUUUUUCUUUGGUGUGCGUGUGUGUGUGAAGCUGUGUAUGUGUGCUUGUCCGUGCUUGUGUGUGUUUGUGUGUGUGUGUGACUGUUUUGCACCCUGAUACUCUGCACCCUCAGGGCUCUGUUGUGUUUUCUCUUAUUCCCAUCGCUGGGUUGCAGCAAGGGACACUUUUCUCCCAGCAUCAGGAUGGUUCUUAUUUUUACACCACUAUUGUUUUCCCAUUUUCACUGUUUUGUUUUCUCUUCUUCUCUGUGUUAGAGAAAUACAUGUCCUCAUUCUCUGUGCCCCUCCCCCUCCCCCUUAACCAGUGGAAGCAGUAAAAAAAAAAAAACUGUUCUGAACUUUGUACCAACUGUUUUAGGGUCCAUACACAGAUCGUCUACAUACACAUCCAUAGGCAUACAGGUAUUUUUAUCCUCCACUACGCAAUAAGCAAUACAAAAGUUAGCUAGCUACGUUACUUCAGCUGCAUUGCGUGACAAACAUCUUCAAUCUCUAACAUUAACGUUACUACAAUAAAAAACAAUGAAAAGUCGGACAUGAACAGCAAGGCAAGCUUACUACACUGAACAAAAAUAUAAACGCAACAUGCAACAAUUUCAAAGAUUUUACUGAGUAACAGUUCAUAUAAGGAAAUCAGUCAACUGAAAUAAAUAAAUUAGGCCCCAAUCUAUGGAUUUCACAUGACUGGGAAUACAGAUAUGCAUCUGUUGGUCACAGAUACCUUAAAAAAAAGGUAGGGCCGUGGAUCAGAAAACCAGUCAAUUUCUGGUGUGACCACCAUUUGCCUCAUGCAGCGCGACACAUCUCCUUUGCAUAGAGUUGAUCAGGCUGUUGAUUGUGGCCUGUGGAAUGUUGGCCCACUGCUCUUCAAUGGCUGUGCAAAGUUGCUGGAUAUUGGCAGGAAUUGGAACACGCUGUCGUACACGUCGAUCCAGAGCAUCCCAAACAUGCUCAAGGGGUGACAUGUCUGGUGAGUAUGUAGGCCAGGGAAGAACUGGGACAUAUUCAGCUUCCAGGAAUUGUGUACAGAUCCUUGCGACAUGGGGCCGUGCAUUAUCAUGCUGAAACAUGAAGUUAUGGCGGCAGAUGAAUGGCACGACAAUGGGCAUCAGGAUCUUGUCAUGGUAUCUCUGUUCAUUCAAAUUGCCAUCGAUUAUAAUGCAAUUGUGUUCGUUGUCUGUAGCUUAUGCCUGCCCAUACUAUAACCCCACCGCCCCAAGGGGGCACUAUGUUCACAAUGUUGAUAUCAGCAAACCGCUCGCCCACGCGACACCAUACACACUGUCUGCCAUCCAGCGUGCCAGUGGUCAUCAAAGGUGAGCAUUUGCCCACUGAAGUCGGUUACGACGCCAAACUGCAGUCAGGUAAAGACCCUGGUGAGGACGACGAGCACGCAGAUGAGCUUCCCUGAGGCGGUUUCUGACAGUUUGUGCAGAAAUUAUUUGGUUGUGCAAACCCACAGUUUCAUCAGUUGUCCGGGUGGCUGGUCUCAGACGAUCCCGCAGGUGAAGAAGCCGGAUGUGGAGGUCCUCGGCUGGCGUGGUUACACGUGGUCUGCAGUUGUUAGGCUGGUUGGGCGUACUGCCAAAUUCUCUAAAAUGAUGCUGGAGGUGGCUUAUGGUAGAGAAAUUAACAUUCCAUUUCCGGCAACAGUUCUGGUGGACAUUCCUACAGUCAGCAUGCCAAUUGCACGCUUCGUCAAUACUUGAGACAGGUGGAUGGAUUAUCUUGGCAAAUGAGAAAUGCUCACUAACAGGGAUGUAAACAAAUUUGUGCACAACAUUUGAAAGACAUUUUUGUGCGUAUGGAACAUUUCUAGGAUAUUUUAUUUCAGCUCACUGAACAAAAAUAUAAACGCAACAUGCAACAAUUUCAAAGAUUUUACUGAGUUACAAUUCAUAUAAGGAAAUCAGUCAACUGAAAUAAAUAAAUUAGGCCCCAAUCUAUGGAUUUCACAUGACUGGGAAUACAGAUAUGCAUCUGUUGGUCACAGAUACCUUAAAAAAAGUUAGGGGCGUGGAUCAGAAAACCAGUCAAUUUCUGGUGUGACCACCAUUUGCCUCAUGCAGCGCGACACAUCUCCUUUGCAUAGACGGGACCGACACUUUACAUGUUGCGUUUACAUUUUUGUUCAGUGUAAAUUGUUUAUUCAAUUUGCAGUAUCGGUAAAUGCUUUAGCUAGAUUCUUUACAUCCACUGGGUUUCACAAGAUGACAGCCUGGUUUUCUGGUCAUUAAAACAUUUAACAACACGAAUUACAAUUCAUAUAAAUGUCAAACACCCAUAUAGCCAGAUAGCUUGUUAAAUAGCGAUGUUCGUAAAUGUAUUUUAUGACCAUAAAAUAGGCAUAAUCGUUUGUCUCUACAUAAAAAAACAUAUACUUAGUGUACAAAACAUUAGGAACACCUUCCUAGUAUUGAGUUGCACCCCCUUCUGCCCUCAGAACAGCCUCAAUUCGUCGGGCAUGGACUCUACAAGGUGUUGAAAGUACUCCACAGGGAGGCUGGCCCAAAUUGGCUGGAUGUCCUUUGGGUGGUGGACCAUUCUUGAUACACACGGGAAACUGUUGAGCGUGAAAAACCCAGCAGAGCUGCAGUUCUUGACACACUCAAAGCGGUGCGCCUGGAACCUACUACCAUACCCCAUUCAAAGGCACUUCAAUAUUUUGUCUUGCCCAUUCACCCUCUGAAUGGCACACAUACACAAUCCAUGUCUCAAUUGUCUCAUGGCUUAAAUAUUCCUCCCCUUCAUCUACACUGACUGAAGUGGAUUUAACAAGUGACAUCAACAAAGGAUCAUAGCUUUCACCUGGAUUCACCUGGUCAGUCUAUGCCAUGGAAAAGAGCAGGUAUUCCUAAUGUUUUGUGCACGCAGUGUAUUCCUCUUAACUGUAAAUAUUUUGCAGGAAUCAUUAUGAAGUUAUAAUUACUUACAUCUGCUUCCAUCCUGGUAUUUUUGUCAGCCAUUAUUCUUGAAGCAACUCCAGGGUUGGGUCGCAGAGCAUCAUGGGAGUUUUGGGAAACACUCAAUAGAAAGUCUGCAUCUCGAUUCGCUUUGUUUGGAGGGCCAACUAGAGGGCUGAAAAGGCAUUACGCCUCACUCAAAGUUCAAUUGGGAUACCACUACGCCUCGAUGGGGCUCGCGGGAUCGCGCAAAACGGAGGGGGCGGGCUAAGGGGGUGGGUUAAGGGGGGGUAUUGGGAUUGAGCCCAUGUAUUUCUCUGUCCUCCCCCCUUCCCAUCUCAGCCUCUCUUCAAGCUUACUAUCCAUCCCAGUGGAAUAAUGUCAGCAUUCAGCUGUAUAGAGCUUCAAUACAGCACAACAUGAAAUGUACAAAUAAGGUUUUUGUACUUGUAGACCCCAGACAUUGAUUCACUCAAGUGAGAGCUGUGAAACUGAUGGGGUGUAGAGAUGCCAGUGAAGGCUGUUGACUCACUCUGUCAUAACACACAUCUUCUUGAACUGUGUGUGAGUGUGUGCAUGCAUAAUAUGGCGAGUGUAUGAGUGUGUGUGUACAUCCACAGUGUGUGUGCAUGGGUGUGUUUGUGUGCUUCGAUGUAUGGUGUAGGGUGUAUGCUUUGACUGUGUGCCUGGCCUGCGUGAGAGUUCCUGCUGGUCUCAUUAGGUUAGUGUGUGUUGUGUCAUGUGACUCCUGUCCCUGUCCCUCCUCCAGUUCCCCGGACAUUGAUCCUGUCCAUGACAGGUGAGGGCAGGGAGGAGAGGUAAGUAGGGUGUGUCGCUGUCGGUGUCCAUCUGAUCCACCCACCCUUCUCAGCCUGGCCGAUGCCGCUACAGCUGCUUUGAUAACAAGUAGCCUUCUGGGUUCUGUGUAUUACUUUAGUGUUCUAUUAGGUUCAUGCAGGGAGGAGGACACAGAGGGCUCAAAGGGAUCUCCAGUUUCACUCUGACACUAUAGUAAAGGGAUACCCAAGCUGAAGCUGAGAGGCCAUUGUGUGUGUGUUUGUGUGCAUGUGUGUGGUUUUGAGAGUGUCAAACACAGGGCUUGUGUGAACUUUGCUGAAUAUAAAUCCACAUGUUGCUUUGUUUUAUACUGUAAUGUGAUGUUGUUAGUAGUAUCUUUGAUAGUUGCAGCUUCAGUAUGACAGUUUUCCCUUCUGACAUACAUCAUCUAAACCCCAGCCGCUCCUCUCCUCCUCUCCUCCUCUCCUCCUCUACUCUCCUUUCUGACUCUCCUCUCCUCCUCUCCUCUCUGAAUCCUCUCCUUCUCUCCUCCUCUACUCUCCUUUCUGACUCUCCUCUUCCUCCCUCCUCUCCUCUCCUCCUCUACUCUCCUCUCUGACUCUUCUCUCCUCCUCUCCUCUCCUCCUCUCCUCUCUGAAUCCUCUCCUCCUCUCCUACUCUCCUCUCCUACUCUCCUCUCCUACUCUCCUCUCCUCUCUGACUCUUCUCUCCUCCUCUCCUCUCUGACUCUCCUCUCCUCCUCUCCUCUCUGACUCUCCUCCUCUCCUCUCUGACUCUCCUCUCUGACUCUCCUUCUCUCCUCUCUGACUCCUCUCUGACUCUCCUUCUCUCCUCUUUGACUCUCAGCUAAUUUCGUCCUUGACCAGCCAAGAAUGACAUAACAUUUUGACAUUGCAGUUUCUUCCUCCUGUUUCAAUCUCUGUACUGUGGCUGUGCAUUCCUGAUGACAGCCAUGAUGUGACCAACCAGACACACACACACACAGACAGAUUCAGACACACACACACACCACAAACACACACACACACACACAGGGAAACCCGCUGUUUACCAUUACAGGACUCCACGCAUCAUUUCAUGCCACAGACAGAAACAUAUUUAUUCUCAGCCAGGCUCCCGAGAUAAGACUGCUGCUUCUGCUGCCUGCUGCGUUCAUGGAAUACCAGUCACCACGGUUACUCUCAUAUCCUACUCAGUUCAUAUUUUGUCAGGCCAUACCCUAUGUGAGGUAGCUACAGUGGGGAAAAAAGUAUUUAGUCAGCCACCAAUUGUGCAAGUUCUCCCACUUAAAAAGAUUAGAGAGGCCUGUAAUUUUCAUCAUAGGUAAACGUCAACUAUGACAGACAAAUUGAGAAUUUUUUUUUCCAGAAAAUCACAUUGUAGGAUUUUUAAUGAAUAUAUUUGCAAAUUAUGGUGGAAAAUAAGUAUUUGGUCACCUACAAACAAGCAAGAUUUCUGGCUCUCACAGACCUGUAACUUCUUCUUUAAGAGGCUCCUCUGUCCUCCACUCGUUACCUGUAUUAAUGGCACCUGUUUGAACUUGUUAUCAGUAUAAAAGACACCUGUCCACAACCUCAAACAGUCACACUCCAAACUCCACUAUGGCCAAGACCAAAGAGCUGUCAAAGGACACCAGAAACAAAAUUGUAGACCUGCACCAGGCUGGGAAGACUGAAUCUGCAAUAGGUAAGCAGCUUGGUUUGAAGAAAUCAACUGUGGGAGCAAUUAUUAGGAAAUGGAAGACAUACAAGACCACUGAUAAUCUCAACCCGUGGGGUCAAAAUGAUCACAAGAACGGUGAGCAAAAAUCCCAGAAACACACAGGGGGACCUAGUGAAUGACCUGCAGAGAGCUGGGACCAAAGUAACAAAGCCCACCAUCAGUAACACACUACGCCGCCAGGGACUCAAAUCAUGCAGUUCCAGACGUGUCCCCCUGCUUAAGCCAGUACAUGCCCAGGCCCGUCUGAAGUUUGCUAGAGUGCAUUUGAAUGAUCCAGAAGAGGAUUGGGAUAAUGUGAUAUGGUCAGAUGACUUUUUGGUAAAAACUCAACUCGUCGUGUUUGGAGGACAAAGAAUGCUGAGUUGCAUCCAAAGAACACCAUACCUACUGUGAAGCAUGGGAGUGGAAACAUCAUGCUUUGGGGCUGUUUUUCUGCAAAGGGACCAGGACGACUGAUCCGUGUAAAGGAAAGAAUGAAUGGGGCCAUGUAUCGUGAGAUUUUGAGUGAAAACCUCCUUCCAUCAGCAAGGGCAUUGAAGAUGAAACGUGGCUGGGUCUUUCAGCAUGACAAUGAUCCCAAACACACCGCCCGGGCAACGAAGGAGUGGCUUCGUAAGAAGCAUUUCAAGGUCCUGGAGUGGCCUAGCCAGUCUCCAGAUCUCAACCCCAUAGAAAAUCUUUGGAGGGAGUUGAAAGUCCGUGUUGCCCAGCGACAGCCCCAAAACAUCACUGCUCUAGAGGAGAUCUGCAUGGAGGAAUGGGCCAAAAUACCAGCAACAGUGUGUGAAAACCUUGUGAAGACUUACAGAAAACGUUUGACCUGUGUCAUUGCCAACAAAGUGUAUAUAACAAAGUAUUGAGAAACUUUUGUUAUUGACCAAAUACUUAUUUUCCACCAUAAUUUGCAAAUAAAUUCAUUAAAAAUCCUACAAUGUGAUUUUCUGGAUUUUUUUUUCUCAUUUUGUCUGUCAUAGUUGACGUGUACCUAUGAUGAAAAUUACAUGCCUCUCUCAUCUUUUUAAGUGGGAGAACUUGCACAAUUGGUGGCUGACUAAAUACUUUUUUUCCCCACUGUAUAUUCCUCUUCUACAUGGUGUGUGUGGAGGCAGUUUUAGAACACCCUUCUUUAACUGACCGCAUCUACUUCUCUCUCUUCUACUUGUUCUUGAGGAGGAACUGCAAGUGGACUUUUACCCCAUGUGGCCCUAGCUUCGUUCCCCUGUCCCUUAAAUUGUGCCCUCUCAUAAGUUAGUCCUGCACGGAGAGAGGGGAAGGGAGGUUGGAGAGAGGGGGGGGUGAGGCGAAGGGGUGAAGGUGCCUUUCUCUCUCUCUCUCUCUCUCUCUCUCUCUCUCUCUCUCUCUCUCUCUCUCUCUCUAACACGUGGGGUGAUGAAUAGCUACUGCCAGUGAAUGAAUUGCCCUGCUGUCGCCGGUUGUUCUCACACCUCACCACAAAUCAUUAUAAACACACACACCCAACCCACGGUCGGCUCUCAUACCUCACUACUGAUCAUUGCAUUAACUUGGCACUGGGAGGUGGGAGGGAGCGCAUCCAAACGCAAAGGCCCCUGGGAAAUCAGCCUACCGACAAUCACCUUGACCUGGCAGGACAGGGACACACACACCUAUACUGUACACACAAACACACAAACACAGACACACACACCUAUAAUGUACACACAGUGCCAGCUGGACACUUAGAGUAAAAACAAAAAUCCUCCCUGCCCCAGGUGUUCUCACUGACCUCUCCUCUGUAUUGUAGGUUAGCGGAGAGCCAUGCUAACCACUGACCCUUCCUCUCCCCCUGUCCUGUAUGUUUAUACUCCUCCCUGCUCCAGGCCCUCUCACUGACAGGUUAGCUGUAUUCCAGACUAGGGUUUAAUAUUUUCCCAGUAUUUUAAAUGUUCCAUCCCAAGAAUAAAUCACUUUUCUCCCAGGGUAACCCAGUAUUUCCUGUCAAAACCGGAAGUGUCAUUCAAAAGCAUUAUAAACUAUAUACUAUAAAUGGGCCUAUGUCUGAAUUUGAUUAGAGCUUUGAUUAAAACAAAUCAUGCCUGAUGCAAACUGAACCUGAAUAAAUACAUUUUAUGAGCCCUACAUUAAAAACAUUUAAUGAGCCCAAGCCCAAAAAAGCCCAAAUUAUUGUGCCAUUUCCAAUACAUAGGCUAUAUGAUAUAUACUGUACGCUACUGCACAUUACGCACAACAGAAAACAGAAAAGCCCAUAGAUAUAGGCCUCGCUAUGCUCUCUUGGGUAAAUAAAUUAAACAAGCUCCAGAAGGCUAAUCUUUUUGAGUGUAAAUUGUAUUACUGUACUGUGUUGUAUUAUACUGGACUGGAAUUACACACAUCGUUCAAACCAUGAUAAAGCAGGGAGAGAACAUGUGAUUCUUUUGCAGCACAUGCAGCCUACAAAGUUACAAGUAUAGACUAGCGAAUUUGAUUUGAAUUGUUCAUAAUAUUUCUCCUGAUGUUAUUAGCGUACCUCCUCUUUCUCUCUCUAGUGUUGCUUAAUUCCUUCCUCGCUUUCAACAGUUAAAUGAAAUAAGUUUUGUUGUCCUUAUCUUCAUCAUUCUAAUGACAUGCUUGAAUAUACAGUUGAAGUCGGAAGUUUACAUACACCUUAGCCAAAUACAUUUCAACUCAGUUUUUCACAAUUCCUGACAUUUAAUCCUAGUAAAAAUUCCCUGUUUUAGGUCAGUUAGGAUCACCACUUUAUUUUAAGAAUGUGAAAUGUCAGAAUAAUAGUAGAGAGAAUUAUUUAUUUCAGCUUUUAUUUAUUUCAUCACAUUCCCAGUGGGUCAGAAGUUUACAUACACUCAAUUAGUAUUUGGUAGCAUUGCCUUUAAAUUGUUUAACUUGGGUCAAACGUUUCAGGUAGCCUUCCACAAGCUUCCCACAAUAAGUUGGGUGAAUUUUGGGCCAUUCCUCCUGACAGAGCUGGUGUAACUGAGUCAGGUUUGUAGGCCUCCUUGCUCGCACACGCUUUUUCAGUUCUGCCCCACACAUUUUCUAUAGGAUUGAGGUCAGGGCUUUGUGAUGGCCACUCCAAUACCUUGACAUUGUUGUCCUUAAGCCAUUUUGCCACAACUUUGGAAGUAUGCUUGGGGUCAUUGUCCAUUUGGAAGACCCAUUUACGACCAAGCUUUAACUUCCUGACUGAUGUCUUGAGAUGUUGCUUCAAUAUAUCCACAUAAUUUUCCUUCCUCAUGAUGCUAUCUAUUUUGUGAAGUGCACCAGUCCCUCCUGCAGCAAAGCACCCCCACAGCAUGAUGCUGCCACCCCCGUGCUUCACGGUUGGGAUGGUGUUCUUCGGCUUGCAAGGUACCCCCUUUUUCCUCCAAACAUAACGAUGGUCAUUAUGGCCAAACAGUUAUAUUUUUGUUUCAUCAGACCAGAGGACAUUUCUCCAAAAAGUACGAUCUUUGUCCCCAUGUGCAGUUGCAAAUUGUAGUCUGGCUUUUUUAUGGCGGUUUUGGAGCAGUGGAUUCUUCCUUGCUGAGCGGCCUUUCAGGUUAUGUCGAUAUAGGACUUGUUUUACUGUGGAUAUAGAUACUUUUGUACCUGUUUCCUCCAGCAUCUUCACAAGGUCCUUUGCUGUUGUUCUGGGAUUGAUUUGCACUUUUCGCACCAAAGUACGAUCAUCUCUAGGAGACAGAACGUGUCUCCUUCCUGAGCGGUAUGACGGCUGCGUGGUCCCAUGGUGUUUAUACUUGCGUACUAUUGUUUGUACAGAUGAAUGUGGUACCUUCAGGUGCUUGGAAAUUGCUCCCAAUGAUGAACCAGACUUGUAGAGGUCUCAAUUUCUUUUUUCUGAGGUCUUGGCUGAUUUCUUUUGAUUUUCCCAUGAUGUCAAGCAAAGAGGCACUGAGUUUGAAGGUAGGCCUUGAAAUACAUCCACAGGUACACCUCCAAUUGACUCAAAUGAUGUCAAUUAUCAGAAGCUUCUAAAGCCAUGACAUCAUUUUCUGGAAUUUUGCAAGCUGUUUAAAGGCACAGUCAACUUAGUGUAUGUAAAUUUCUGACCCACUGGAAUUGUGAUACAGUGAAUUAUAAGUGAAAUAAUCUGUCUGUAAACAAUUGUUGGAAAAAUUACUUGUGUCAUGCACAAAGUAGAUGUCCUAACCGACUUGCCAAAACUAUAGUUUGUUAACAAGAAAUGUGUGGGAUGGUUGAAAAAUGUGUUUUAAUAAUCCCUCUUCGAAUAGUCUAUUGUUAUAAUAAAUGCUAAAAAAAUUAUGUCCAGCAAGCUAUUCUAAUCUAUAUUUUCCUGCGUGUGACUCCAAGAGCUAAAGAGCCUUUUUUAAAGAAAGGCCAGCAGAGCACAGGUGUGUGUGUAUUUUAAGUUAGAAGCUUAUUAUGCAUAAUCCAUCAUUCAUUAGCUAAAUAUAAGGCUAAUACUGCAUUGGAAUGUAUUACCUGAAAGAGGUAGGCUAGGACAUCUAUUUAUUAUCACAGCUCAGGCUAAGACACAGAUGCAGACACAGGAGGCAGAUAGUACGAGUCUCAGAGUUUAUUACAAUACAAGGGGCAGGCAAUCGGUAGGUCAAGGCAGGCAAGGGUCGUAAUCCAAAUCAGAGUCAGGCAGGUACAGGACGGCAGGCAGGAUCGGGGUCAGGACGGUCAGAACUGGGAAGACUAGAAAAAGCAAAACUAGAGCACAGGAAACACGGGAACACGCUGGUAGGACUUGACGGGACAUGACGAACUGGCAACAGACAAACAGAAAACACCAGUAUAAAUACAAAGGGGAUAGUGGGGACAAAUGGGAGACACCUGGUGGGGGGUGGAGACAAUCACAAGACAGGUGAAACAGAUCAGUGCGUGACAUUUAUAGGGCUAUAUACAGUGCAUUCAAGUCAGACCCCUUGACGUUUUCCACAUUUUGUUACGUUACAGCCUUAUUCUAAAAUUGAUUAAAUUGCUUUUUUUCCCUCAUCAAUCUACACACAAUACCCCAUAAUGACAAAGGGAAAACAGGUUUUUAGAAAUGUUUGCAAAGUUAUUAAAAAUAAAAAACAGAAAUACCUUAUUUACAUAUGUAUUCAGAACCAUUGCUAUGAAACUACAACUUGAUUGGCGUCCACCUGUAGUAAAUGCAAUUGAUUGGACAUGAUUUGGAAAGACACACACCUGUCUAUAUAAGGUCCCACAGUUGAUAGUGCAUGUCAGAGCAGAAACCAAGCCAUGAGGUCUAAAGAAUUGUCCGUAGAGCUCAGAGACAGGACUGUGUCAAGGCACAGAUCUGGGGAAGGGUACCAAAAAAUGUCUGCAGCAUUGAAGGUCCCCAAGAACACAGUGGCCUCCAUCAUUCUUAAAUGGAAGAAGUUUGGAACCACCUAUCCUUGAGCUGGCCGCCCGGCCAAACUGAGCAAUCGGGGGAGAAGGGCCUUGGUCAAGGAAGGUGACCAAGAACCCGAUGGUCUCUCUGACAGAGCUCCAGAGUUCCUCUGUGGAGAUGGGAGGACCUUCCAGAAGGACAACCAUCUCUGCAGCACUCCACCAAUCAGGCCUUUAUGAUAGAGUGGCCAGACGGAAGCCACUCCUCAGUAAAAGGCACAUGACAGCCCACUUGGAGUUUGCCAAAAGGCACCUGAAGGACUCUCAGACCAUGAGAAACAAGAUUCUCUGGUCUGAUGAAACCAAGAUAGAACUCUUUGCCCUUAAAGCCAAGCAUCACGUCUGGAGGAAACCUGGCACCAUCCCUACGGUGAAGCAUGGUGGUGGCAGCAUCAUGCUGUGGGGAUGUUUUUCAGCGGCAGGGACUGGGAGACUAGUCAGGAUCGAGGGAAAGAUGAACGGAGAAAAGUACAGAGAGAUCCUUGAUGAAAACCUGCUCCAGAGGGCUCAGGACCUCAGACUGGAGCGAAGGUUCACCUUCCAACAGGACAACGACCCUAAGCACACAGCCAAGACAAAGCAGAAGUUGCUUCGGCACAAGUCUCUGAAUGUCCUUGAGUGGCCUUUUAUUUUUAAUACAUUUGCAAACAUUUCUAAAAAUCUGUUUUUGCUUUGUCAUUCUGGGGUAUUGUGUGUAGAUUGAUGAGGGAAAAAAAACAAUUUAAUCAAUUUUAGAAUAUGGCUGUAAUGUAACAAAAUGUGGAAAAAGUCAAGAGGUCUGAAUACUUUCUGAAUGCAGUGUAUCAAUCUUGAACAGGAUGAUCUAUUUUGAAUGGAAUUGAUAGAGGGAGAGAAAGACUGCGAGAGAGUGCUCGUUCGUGCACUGAUUUAAAGCAAUGAUAUAGGUGUGUUUUAAAACUCUGUAGCUGCAAUAAAAAAAGUAAUCAUCUUUACAAUUAAAAAAUAAGGUGACCCUGGAAAGCCAGAUGGAGAUGUGUAAAAUAGAUGGGCAUUUAGUCUUUAUGUUACUGUAGCAUAGGCUAUGCUGCAGCAAAUGUAGCUGUCACAAUCAAAAAAAUUUUACUAUGAUGAGAUGAUAGGUUUACAUUCUGGAAUCUGGUCGGUCCCCACCCUGAGCAUUGAUGAUUCAUCAUGCAGUGGCCAGAGAGAAGGCCGUAGAGAAUCCAGAUUUAGACAUUGCAUAUAAUUUAACAGUUCCAUUUCACGUCAUGCUGUUCAUAUAAGUUAUUUAUUAUAAUUUACCGGUUUCUCUCAGUUAUUUAUCCCGGGAAAAGGGAGUGGUUUUGGGCGGUAAAUCUCGGUAACUGGGUUCCCACCAUUCAACCCUAUUCCAGACUGACCCCUCCUCUAUUCCUCUCCCCUGUCUCUAGGUUACCAGUUGGCCAAUCUGACGGGGGCUCGGUGGAGAGUGCAGGCAGACUGACCUCUAUCCACUAAACUCUCUUCUCCCCCUGUACUGUACUGUAGGUUACCAGAGGGCCAGUCUGACGGGGGCCCGGUGGUGAGUGCAGGCAGACUGCGGACCCUGGAGGAACAGUUGAUCAGAGCUAAGGAACAGAUAAACUCCUACCGCAGCCUGCCUGGAGAUGGUGAGACACUCACACGCAGGCACGCACACACACAAACCUGGACGCACACACACACACCUUGGAAAUGAGGACAGGAGGCAGUGAAGAGGAGUAUUCCCAGGCAGGAUUCCCUGUCCACUCCUCUUUCCUCGUAUUUCAGCCGGAAAUGUUCCAUCCUUUUCCUUCACUGUAACAUGAGCCACACACACAACUAUUUUCUGGGUCAGCUGCUUUCAUUGGCCUGCCACAAGCCUUCGUGUCAAAUGAAACAUUAUGAAAACAGGUUACAUGAAGACCGUUAAGGAAUGAUUACUAUGACUGUUAUUAUGUUGAGUAUGGAGAAACCUAAUAAACCUGAUACCUUUCUGAUACCUCAUUAAACAAUGCUUUAAAGCAGGUGUGCCAAACUCAUUUUGCACCGGGGAAGCAUUCGGUCUUCAAUGAGGUCCGGAGGGCUGCACUGAUGUUUUUUUAUGUCACCUCGCUGUUAAAAGUUGAAAGAAAUAGUCCUCCAUCCAGCGUUUUUGGAAUUUUCUAUGCUCCCUGACUGUCUAGCUUGACACAGUCAAUAAAAAUAUUAUCAUAUUAUCAUAGUACAUAUUUUUUUACUCAAACCACCCGCUCGCCGGAUUGGACAUCCACUGCUUUAAAGGCGACGUUAGGCUACUAUGCUCGUCGAUACAAUAGCAGGGCUACUCUGUCUCUGUACUUUGGCCCUGUCCUUGUAGUAGUAGCAUGCACUUAAUGACCUCUGUGACACGUAUUAGUCUGUGGCACUAUUCCCAUGAAGAGUAAAGGAGUAGGGGGAAGUGGGCCCUAGGCCUAGACACUGAUCUAAGGACAGUUUGCACUUUACCUUUUAAGGCACGAUGGCGGCCCACCUUUUGUAGGCCCGCGGACCAAUUUAGAAUAGCAGGAAAUUAACUUUAAAACGUAAUGUAAAACUGGAUGUGGGUACACAGACCCACAAGUCACUGCGGUCCCUCAUGAUGAGUUCCGUUUUUGGGGGAACUCAUUUUUUUAUUUAUUUUAUUUUAUUUCACCUUUAUUUAACCAGGUAAGCCAGUUGAGAACAAGUUCUCAUUUACAACUGCGACCUGGCCAAGAUAAAGCAAAGCAGUGCGAUAAAAACAAAACAUAAAGUCAAAAAAUAUAUAUACAGUGUGUGCAAAUGUAGCAAGUUAUGGAGGUAAGGCAAUAAAUAGGCCAUAGUGCAAAAUAAUUACAAUUAGUAUUAACACUGGAAUGAUAGAUGUGCAAGAGAUGAUGUGCAAAUAGAGAUACUGGGGUGCAAAUGAGCAAAAUAAAUAACAAUAUGGGGAUGAGGUAGUUGGGUGGGCUAAUUUCAAAUGGGCUGUGUACAGGUGCAGUGAUCGGUAAGGUGCUCUGUCAACUGAUGCUUAAAGUUAGGGAGAUAAGAGUCUCCAGCUUCAGAGAUUUUUUGCAGUUCGUUCCAGUCAUUGGCAGCAGAGAACUGGAAGGAAUGGCGGCCAAAGGAGGUGUUGGCUUUAGUGAUGACCAGUGAGAUAUACCUGCUGGAGUGCAUACUACGGGUGGGUGUUGCUAUGGUGACCAAUGAGCUAAGAUAAGGCGGGGAUUUGCCUAGCAGUGAUUUAUAGAUGGCCUGGAGCCAGUGGGUUUGGCGACGAAUAUGUAGUGAGGACCAGCCAACAAGAGCGUACAGGUCACAGUGGUGGGUAGUAUAUGGGGCUUUGGUGACAAAACGGAUGGCACUGUGAUAGACUACAUCCAAUUUGCUGAGUAGAGUGUUGGAGGCUAUUUUGUAAAUGACAUCGCCGAAGUCAAGGAUCGGUAGGAUAGUCAGUUUUACGAGGGCAUGUUUGGCAGCAUAAGUAAAGGAGGAUUUGUUGCGAAAUAGGAAGCCGGUUCUGGAUUUAACUUUGGAUUGGAGAUGCUUAAUGUGAGUCUGGAAGGAGAGUUUACAGUCUAACCAGACACCUAGGUAUUUGUAGUUGUCCACAUAGGUCAGACCCGUCGAGAGUAGUGAUUCUAGUCGGGUGGGCGGAUGCCAGCAGCGUACGAGGCUACGGAAGGAGUGGCAUUGAAGCUCGUUUGGAGGUUUGUUAACAGUGUCCAAUGAAGGGCCAGAUGUAUACAAAAUGGUGUCGUCUGCGUAGAGGUGGAUCUGAGAAUCACCAGCAGCAAGAGCGACAUCAUUGAUAUACACAGAGAAAAUAGUCGGCCAAAGAAUUGAACUCUGUGGCACCCCCAUAGAGACUGCCAUAGGUCCAGACAACAGGCCCUCCAAUUUGACACAUUGAACUCUAUCUGAGAAGUAGUUGGUGAACCAGGCGAGGCAGUCAUUUGAGAAACCAAGGCUAUUUAGUCUGCCAAUAAGAAUGCGGUGGUUGACAGAGUCGAAAGCCUUGCAUAGCGGAGAAGGUACGGUGUGAUUCGAAAUGGUCGGUGAUCUGUUUGUUAACUUGGCUUUCAAAAACUUUCGAAAGGCAGGGCAGGAUGGAUAUAGGUCUGUAACAGUUUGGAUCUAGAGUGUCACCCCCUUUGAAGAGGGGGAUGACCGCGGCAGCUGUCCAAUCUCUGGGGAUCUCAGACGUUACGAAAGAGAGGUUGAACAGGCUAGUAAUAGGGGUUGCGACAAUUUCGGCGGCUAAUAUUAGAAAGAAAGGGUCCAGAUUGGCUAGCCCAGAUGUUUUGUAGGGGUCCAGAUUUUGCAGCUCUUUCAGAACAUCAGCUGUCUGAAUUUGUGUGUGAAGGAGAAUCGGGGGGGGGCAACUUGCAGCGGAGGGUGCAGAGCUGUUGACCGGGGUAUUGGUAGCCAGGUGGAAAGCAUGGCAGGCCGUAGCAAAAUGCUUGUUGAAAUUCUCGAUUAUUAUAGAUUUAUCAGUGGUGAGAGUGUUUCCUAGCCUCAGUGCAGUGGGCAGCUGGGCGGAGGUGCUCUUAUUCUCCUUGGACUUUACAGUGUCCCAAAACUUUUUGGAGUUAGUGCUACAGGAUGCAAAUUUCUGUUUGAAAAAGCUAGCCUUUGCUUUCCUAACUGCUUGUGUAUAUUGGUUCCUUACUUCCCUGAAAAGUUGCAUGUCGCGGGGGCUAUUCGUUGCUAAUGCAGUACGCCACAGGAUGUUUUUGUGCUGGUCAAGGGCAGUCAAGUCUGAGGAGAACCAGGGGCUAUAUCUGUUCUUAGUUCUGCAUUUUUUGAAUGGGGCAUGCUUAUUUAAGAUUGAGAGGAAAGCCCUUUUAAAGAACAACCAGACAUCCUCUACUGACGGAAUGAGAUCGAUAUCCAUCCAGGAUACCUGGGCCAGGUCAAUUAGGAAGGCCUGCUCGCUAAAGUGUUUUAGGGAGCGUUCGACAGUGAUGAGGGGUGGUCGUUUGACCGCGGACCCGUUACGGACGCAGGCAAUAAGGCAGUGAUCACUGAGAUCCUGGUUGAACACAGCGGAGGUGUAUUUAGAGGGUAAAUUAGUCAGGAUGAUAUCUAUAAGGGUGCCCAUGUUUAUGGAUUUAGGGUUGUACCUGGUAGGUUCGUUGAUAAUUUGUGUGAGAUUGAGGGCAUCUAGUUUGGAUUGUAGGAUGGCCGGGGUGUUAAGCAUAUCCCAGUUUAGGUCACCAAGCAGUACGAACUCUGAGGAUAGAUGGGGGGCAAUCAAUUCACAAAUGGUGUCCACGGCACAGCUGGGGGCUGAGGGGCCAGACAAAAUUAAACGGGCCUAAUUAUAUAAUGAAUAUGACUUCGGAGGACAGAAAUGAUUAAAUAUUAAAGCAUUAGACCUAUCACUAAAAGCUUCAGUCAUACAAAAGUUAUACUUAAAUCCGAACUGGUUCUCUAGCAAAUUAGUAAGAUUGUCUCACCCAAUGUUCAAGAAUGGCCUUUUUCCCUUUAUUCAGAUUACAACCUCUCACUUUCAGUUAUUUCAAAAGGAAAUCAUCUCCCAAAUAUCACUAUUUCUAAAACAAGCCAUAGAAAGUUGGUUGUAAUUUCAAUUUAAUCCUCCAGAAACGACAGAACAAAUAAUGCAACAAAUAUUGUGGUUAAACUCAAAUAUACUAAUUGAUAAAAAACAUAUCUUUUUUUUGACAAAAUGUUUAAAAAAGGUAUAAUCUUCGUAAAUGAUCUCAUUGGUAGGACUGGUGGAGUCAUGUCGCACAUGCAGCUAACAAAAACAUAUGGAAAUGUCUGAUCUACCCAAAAUUACAACCAAAUAAUUGCAGCAUUACCGUGUGUAUAUAUGUGUAUAUGUGUGUGUAUGUAUAUGUAUAUAUAUGCAUAUAUUUGCGAGGAAAAAAAACAUAUGUUGGAUUGGAAGUGAUGCAGACAAUUACAUUGAUGGAAGUUACAAUCUAUCUGCAAUAUUAAAGCUGAUCUACCUCCUAAAAAGGUCGUUUUUGAUGAGUUUGAGCUUGGAGAAUGUGCGCUCUCCACUUGCCACUGUCACCGGGAGUGUGAGAAGAACUCUCAGGGCAACAAAGGCAAUGGGAUACAAGGAGGCCAUUUGGUGUCUGGAUAUGUACUCCAGUGCGUCGAGUGGUUUUGCCUCACUGUCCAGUCUCCUGCUCAAGACUUUGAGCUCAUUACACAGAACUUUUGCGUCGAUGUUCCUGGAAUCCCUGUAUGUAAGGGCCCUCUCCAGUGUUGCGCAGUCCCUGGUAAGUGCUGCAGUGUCCAUGUCCUUGAUGGUGGGGAUGUUGUAUAGGAUGCUGAAAAUACUGCUGUGCUCUUUGAGCUGUGUAAAGCGCUCGUUGACGGACUGGAUAGCAAAAUCAAGAAUCUGAUUAAAGAAAUGUACUUUGAAUUUCUGCUGAGGGUCAGUCACAGGCUCAUCCUCUCCCUCGUAGCCAAAUAGACUCCUCUUCUUCCUGGGACGGACCGUGGGCUGCACUGGGAAACAUGGCUCAAUACCGAUCUCCUCUACCAACUCUUUUGCGCUUGCUAAAGCGCCAGCGAAAGCUGCAUCGGAGCGGUAGUCUUGGAGGAAUACCCUGGUUGAGUUCAGUUGAGCCACUGCUAGUAAAAGGUUAAAACUCACCGCAUGCAAACUCUAACUGGUGAUGUUCACUUCGAACAAGAUGUCUUACCAAACGACCACUGCGCACAUGAAGCCAAAGUUAUUCAUCUUGGCGGCUAUGCUGUUUGCCUCCAACAUUGUUUUAGCACCACAGCUGCCUGUGAGCAUGGUGUCCGUGGUGAUCGACAACAGGGCAUCAUAAAUCUCCCAGAGUUGGUAACGCACAGGUUUUACAGCCUCCACUCGGCUCUUCCAUCUCGUGGCACUGAGGGGUUUCACUGUGAGUCCAUCUUUUACGUGCUCUUUCAAAACAUUCUAGCUGUGUGUAGAUCCGGAUAAAAAUGUAUAGAUCUCUUGGAUGGUGUUAAAAAACUCAGCCGCCUCCAAGCAACACGAUGCUGCAUCAGAGAGAACCAGGUUCAGCGAGUGUGCGCUGCAUGGCACAAAAAAGGCCAUUGGAUUGAUAUCCUGCACUCUCUUUUGAACUCCGCUGUGCCUCCCCCGCACAUUCGCCCCGUUGUCAUACCUCUGCCCUCUCAUGUCCAUGAUGGCGAUGCCAUGUUUCUGUAGUUUUGAGAUGAGCAACUCGGUCAUGCCUGCCCCCGUUGCAUCAAGCAGUUCACUAAACUCUAGGAACUGCUCUCUCUUGCGCACUAAUCCAUCAUCCUCGGUUGAAACUAAACGCACCACCAUGGUCAUCAGCUCUGUUUUGCUCGUGUCUUGUGUGCAGUCCAAAAUUAUAGAAAAAUAUUUGGCUGCUUUUAGAUCACUGCACACUGUCUGCUGGAUCUCUUGUGCCAGCAUGUCAAUGAUUUCUUUCUGGAUUCUUUUACCAAGGUACAGUGCCUUGCAAAAGUAUUCAUCCCCCUUGGCAUUUUUCCUAUUUUGUUGCGUUACAGCCUGUAAUUUAAAUAGAUUUUUCGGGGGAUUUCAUGUAAUGGUCAUACACAAAAUAGUCAAAAUUGGUGAAGUGAAAUGAAAAAAAUAACUUGUUUCAAAAAAUUCUAACAAAUUAAUAAUGGAAAAUGGGGCGUGCAUAUGUAUUCCCCCCUUUUGCUAUGAAGCCCCUAAAUAAGAUCUGGUGCAACCAAUUACCUUCAGAAGUCACAUAAUUAGUUAAAUAAACUUCACCUGUGUGCAAUAUAAGUGUCACGUGAUCUACACCUGUUCUGAAAGGCGCCAGAGUCUGCAACACCACUAAUAAGGGGCACCACCAAGCAAGCGGCACCAUGAAUACCAAGGAGCUCUCCAAACAGGUCAAGGACAGAGUUGUGGAGAAGUACAGAUCAUUGUUGGGUUAUAAAAAAAUGUCUGAAACUUUGAACAUCCCACGGAGCACCAUUAAAUCCAUUAUAAAAAAAUUGAAAGAAUAUGGCAUCACAACAAACCUGCCAAGAGAGGGCCGCCCACCAAAACUGGCAAGGAUGGCAUUAAUCAGAGAGGCAACAAAGAUACCAAAGAUAACACUGAAGGAGCUGCAAAGCUCCACAGCGGAGAUUGGAGUAUCUGUCCAUAGGACCACUUUAAGCCAAACACUCCACAUAGCUGGGCUUUACGGAAGGGUGGCCAGAAAAAAGCCAUUGCUUAAAGAAAAAAAUAAGCAAACACAUUUGGGAGACUCCCCAAACAUAUGGAAGAAGGUACUCUGGUCAGAUGAGACUAAAAUUGAGCUUUUUGGCCAUCAAGGAAAACGCUAUGUCUGGCGCAAACCCAACACCUCUCAUCACCCCAAGAACACCAUCCCCACAGUGAAGCAUGGUGGUGGCAGCAUCAUGCUGUGGGGAUGUUUUUCAUCAGCAGGGACUGGGAAACUGGUCAGAAUUGAAGGAAUGAUGGAUGGCGCUAAAUACAGGGAAAUUAUUUCAGUGUUCCAGAGAUUUGAGACUGGGACGGAGGUUCACGUUCCAGCAGGACAAUGACCCUAAGCAUACUGCUAAAGCAACACUUGAGUGGUUUAAGGGGAAACUUUUAAAUGUCUUGGAAUGGCGUUCUUAAAGCCCAGACCUCAAUCCAAUUGAGAAUCUGUGGUAUGACUUAAAGAUUACUGUACACCAGCGGAACCCAUUCAACUUGAAGGAGCUGGAGCAGUUUUGCCUUGAAGAAUGGGCAAAAAUCCCAGUGGCUAGAUGUGCCAAGUUUAUAGAGACAUACCCCAAGAGACUUGCAGCUGUAAUUUCUACAAAAGGUGGCUCUACAAAGUAUUGACUUUGGGGGGGUGAAUAGUUAUGCACACUCAAGUUUUCCGUUUUUUUGUCUUAUUUCUUGUUUGUUUCACCCCAAAAAAUAUUUUGGAUCUUCAAAGUGGUAGGCAUGUUGUGUAAAUCAAAUGAUAGAAACCCCAAAAAAAUCAAUUUUAAUUCCAGGUUGUAAGGCAACAAAAUAGGAAAAAUGCCAAGGGGGGUGAAUACUUUCGCAAGCCACUGUAGUGUAUGUGUUUCUUUGGACUGUACUCUCCUUACAUACUCCUUCAUGAUUCCAUCAAAGAUACCCAGCAUUUCCAUAAACGCAAUGUUCUGGGUGGCCAUUACGCGUAUCAGGGCUAUGAGCCUCUGCAGCACAUGCUGCCAGUGGAGAGUCUCUCUGUCAAUAGCCCGUUGGGCUUGGGCAUCGAUAGUUUGCUUGGACACUAGCCUGAUCUCCAGCUCCUUCCACCUUUGGAAACUACAGUGGGGGAAAAAGUAUUUAGUCAGCCACCAAUUGUGCAAGUUCUCCCACUUAAAAAGAUGAGAGAGGCCUGUAAUUUUCAUCAUAGGUACACGUCAACUAUGACAGACAAAAUGAGAGAAAAAAAUCCAGAAAAUCACAUUGUAGGAUUUUUAAUGAAUUUAUUUGCAAAUUAUGGUGGAAAAUAAGUAUUUGGUCAAUAACAAAAGUUUCUCAAUACUUUGUUAUAUACCCUUUGUUGGCAAUGACACAGGUCAAACGUUUUCUGUAAGUCUUCACAAGGUUUUCACACACUGUUGCUGGUAUUUUGGCCCAUUCCUCCAUGCAGAUCUCCUCUAGAGCAGUGAUGUUUUGGGGCUGUCGCUGGGCAACACGGACUUUCAACUCCCUCCAAAGAUUUUCUAUGGGGUUGAGAUCUGGAGACUGGCUAGGCCACUCCAGGACCUUGAAAUGCUUCUUACGAAGCCACUCCUUCGUUGCCCGGGCAGUGUGUUUGGGAUCAUUGUCAUGCUGAAAGACCCAGCCACGUUUCAUCUUCAAUGCCCUUGCUGAUGGAAGGAGGUUUUCACUCAAAAUCUCACGAUACAUGGCCCCAUUCAUUCUUUCCUUUACACGGAUCAGUUGUCCUGGUCCCUUUGCAGAAAAACAGCCCCAAAGCAUGAUGUUUCCACCCCCAUGCUUCACAGUAGGUAUGGUGUUCUUUGGAUGCAACUCAGCAUUCUUUGAGUUUUUACCAAAAAGUUCUAUUUUGGUUUCAUCUGACCAUAUGACAUUAUCCCAAUCCUCUUCUGGAUCAUCCAAAUGCACUCUAGCAAACUUCAGACGGGCCUGGACAUGUACUGGCUUAAGCAGGGGGACACGUCUGGCACUGCAGGAUUUGAGUCCCUGGCGGCGUAGUGUGUUACUGAUGGUAGGCUUUGUUACUUUGGUCCCAGCUCUCUGCAGGUCAUUCACUAGGUCCCCCCGUGUGGUUCUGGGAUUUUUGCUCACCGUUCUUGUGAUCAUUUUGACCCCACGGGGUGAGAUCUUGCGUGGAGCCCCAGAUCGAGGGAGAUUAUCAGUGGUCUUGUAUGUCUUCCAUUUCCUAAUAAUUGCUCCCACAGAUGAUUUCUUCAAACCAAGCUGCUUACCUAUUGCAGAUUCAGUCUUCCCAGCCUGGUGCAGGUCUACAAUUUAGUUUGACAGCUCUUUGGUCUUGGCCAUAGUGGAGUUUGGAGUGUGACUGUUUGAGGUUGUGGACAGGUGUCUUUUAUACUGAUAACAAGUUCAAACAGGUGCCAUUAAUACAGGUAACGAGUGGAGGACAGAGGAGCCUCUUAAAGAAGAAGUUACAGGUUUGUGAGAGCCAGAAAUCUUGCUUGUUUGUAGGUUACCAAAUACUUAUUUUCCACCAUAAUUUGCAAAUAAAUUCAUUAAAAAUCCUACAAUGUGAUUUUCUGGAGAAAAAAAAUCUCAAUUUGUCUGUCAUAGUUGACGUGUACCUAUGAUGAAAAUUACAGGCCUCUCUCAUCUUUUUAAGUGGGAGAACUUGCACAAUUGGUGGCUGACUAAAUACUUUUUUCCCCCACUGUAUCUAGGUGGUCAUGCGACUUCUCAUGCAAGCUGAGUGUCACGCCCUGACUCAGGGGACUCGUAUAUGUUGAGUCAGGGUGUGUAUAUUCUGUGUUGUGUUAUUCUAUGGUUGUCAUUCUAGUAUGUAUAGUUCUAUGUUGGCCGGUGUGGUUCCCAAUCAGAGGCAGCUGUCGCUCGUUGUCUCUGAUUGGAGAUCAUACUUAGGCAGCCUAUUGGCACUGUUGAGUUGUGGGAUCUUGUUCCGUGUAAGGUAUGUUGUGUGUUCUACCAUGGACUUCACGUUUCGUUGUUUUGUCGUGGUGUUUAUAAGUUAAUAAACAUGUACGUAUAUCACGCUGCGCCUUGGUCUGACCCGUCAUUGAACGAACUUGACAGAAGAUCCCACCAAACGAGGACCAAGCAGCGUGCCUAGGCGGAGCGAAUAGCCAUGUCACAGGUGGGCAAUUUGUGGUCAUGGGAAGAGAUAUUUGCGGGGAGAGGACCAUGGGCUAAGGUAGAUGCCCAGGCAGGAGAGGUGCAACGGCAACACGGAGGAGGCCGGUCGAGGAGGAUGCCCGAGAAGCAGCCCCAAUACAUUUUUUGGGAGGGGCACACAGGGUGGUUGGCGGAGCCUAGUGUCAGAGCCUAGUGUCAGAGCAGAGCCAACUCCCCGUACUCACGCGAGGAAGCGUAUGACUGGGCAGGCUCCGUGUUAUACGGAGCUACGUACUGUGUCGCCAGUGCGCCGGCACAGUCCUGUACGUCCUGUGCUUGCACCACGCACGUGCCGUGCGAAGAUGGGCAUCCAGCCAGGACGGGGUGUGCCGGCUCAACGCUCCUGGUCUCCAGUACGCCUCCUCGGUCCCGCAUAUCCUGCGCCAGUUCUACGAACUGUAUCGCCAGUGCGCGUGCACAGCCCAGUGCGUCCUGUGCUGAUGCCUCACACAUACUGUGCAGAAGUAGGCAUUCAGCCAGGACGGGUUGUGCCAGCUCUCCGCUCCAGACCUCCAGUCCGCCUCCACAGUCCGGCCCGGCCUGUUCCUGCUCCUCGCACCAAGCCAGUGGUGCGCGUCGCCAGCCCAGCCCGGCCUGUUCCUGCUCCUCGCACCAAGCCAGUGGUGCGUGUCGCCAGUCCGGCCUGUUCCUGCUCCUCGCACCAAGCCAGUGGUGCGCGUCGCCAGCCCGGCCCGGCCUGUUCCUGCUCCUCGCACCAAGCCAGUGGGGCAUGUUCCCAGUCCGGCCCGGCCUGUUCCUGCUCCUCGCACCAAGCCAGUGGUGUGUGCUCCCAGUCCGCCCCGGCCUGUUCCUGCUCCUCGCACCAAGCCAGGGGUGCGCGUUCCCAGUCCAGCUCGGCCUGUUCCUGCUCCUCGCACCAAGCCAGGGGUGCGCGUCGCCAGUCCGGUCCGGCCUGUUCCUGCUCCUCGCACCAAGCCAGUGGUGCGCGUCGCCAGUCCGGCCCGGCCUGUUCCUGCGCCUCGCACCAAGACAGUGGUGCGUGUUCCUGGGCAGGCUCCGUGUUAUGUGGAGCUACGUACUGUGUCGCCAGUGCGCCGGCACAGUCCUGUACGUCCUGUGCUUGCACCACGCACGUGCCGUGCGAAGAUGGGCAUCCAGCCAGGACGGGGUGUGCCGGCUCAACGCUCCUGGUCUCCAGUACGCCUCCUCGGUCCCGCAUAUCCUGCGCCAGUUCUACGAACUGUAUCGCCAGUGCGCGUGCACAGCCCAGUGCGUCCUGUGCUGAUGCCUCACACAUACUGUGCAGAAGUAGGCAUUCAGCCAGGACGGGUUGUGCCAGCUCUCCGCUCCAGACCUCCAGUCCGCCUCCACAGUCCGGCCCGGCCUGUUCCUGCUCCUUGCACCAAGCCAGUGGUGCGCGUCGCCAGCCCAGCCCGGCCUGUUCCUGCUCCUCGCACCAAGCCAGUGGUGCGUGUCGCCAGUCCGGCCUGUUCCUGCUCCUCGCACCAAGCCAGUGGUGCGCGUCGCCAGCCCGGCCCGGCCUGUUCCUGCUCCUCGCACCAAGCCAGUGGGGCAUGUUCCCAGUCCGGCCCGGCCUGUUCCUGCUCCUCGCACCAAGCCAGUGGUGUGUGCUCCCAGUCCGCCCCGGCCUGUUCCUGCUCCUCGCACCAAGCCAGGGGUGCGCGUUCCCAGUCCAGCUCGGCCUGUUCCUGCUCCUCGCACCAAGCCAGGGGUGCGCGUCGCCAGUCCGGUCCGGCCUGUUCCUGCUCCUCGCACCAAGCCAGUGGUGCGCGUCGCCAGUCCGGCCCGGCCUGUUCCUGCGCCUCGCACCAAGACAGUGGUGCGUGUUCCUGGGCAGGCUCCGUGUUAUGUGGAGCUACGUACUGUGUCGCCAGUGCGCCGGCACAGUCCUGUACGUCCUGUGCUUGCACCACGCACGUGCCGUGCGAAGAUGGGCAUCCAGCCAGGACGGGGUGUGCCGGCUCAACGCUCCUGGUCUCCAGUACGCCUCCUCGGUCCCGCAUAUCCUGCGCCAGUUCUACGAACUGUAUCGCCAGUGCGCGUGCACAGCCCAGUGCGUCCUGUACUGAUGCCUCACACAUACUAUGCAGAAGUAGGCAUUCAGCCAGGACGGGUUGUGCCAGCUCUCCGCUCCAGACCUGCAGUCCGCCUCCACAGUCCGGCCCGGCCUGUUCCUGCUAACUAUUAUAUACACUGUACGUAUAUCACGCUGCGCCUUGGUCUGACCCGUCAUUGAACGAACGUGACACUGAGGAGGUGGCACAGAUUCUUCCAGUCCCUGGUUCCAUGCCUGACCAGCGCAGAUUUGCACUCGUGUGAAAAAAGUUUGCAGCAAAAACAGAAGGCUGCAUCGUUUUGCUUGGAAUAGACAAGCCAUGGUCUCUCCACUCUCUCCCCCUUUGCCAUCCUUCUAUUGUAGUGGGCCACCGAAAACUUUCAUUGCCCCUCAUCUCUUGGGAAAUUCCCCCUCUUUAUCCUGAUGUGGCCCAGCCUGCACUAACAUAUAAGUAAAGAUCCAUUCAUAUAUUUUGGCCACUCACUGGGAUCUUUUAUGUUUUUUUCUGGGAGUUGGAUAUAGCAGCAGCACCACCACUGUCAUCGGGGACGGGGAGUGACGAAUCUGAAUCCGGGUCCAAGAUAGUAGGGUCUUCUCCGGCAUUGCUUGUAGGUGUGGCUAAGCCUGAUGCAACCACCUGUUCUUGUCCAGCCAGAGAGCUGUCAUCAUCAGUGGAAAUGCAUGGCUCGGACUCCUCCAGUUUGCCCUCUUCGCUGCUAGAAUCAGAGAACGGGGGCUCGUUGUUCUCAGCGAAUGAAUGGCCUGUCCUCUGAGGCUUGUCAUUCUCCACACCGGCUGAUGGACAUUGCUGCACGCUGAUAAAUGUCAGCAGCGGAUUUCUUUGGUUUAGAGACUGUCCUCUUUUCUCAUUCGUUUUUUAAAUUUUUAAUAUUCGCUUCCUGAUAGAUUUUGUCUCAUAGACAUGGUAGCAAAUUGUUUCAAAUCUCCAUAGAUUACUUUUAGCUAAAAUUAUGUCCACUAGUAGCAGCUAGCUAACAUUAACAGGCUAGGUUAGGCUACUGCCUUAAUCACUAAUCGUCUUCGUCAUACACAAACAUAAAAAACAAAACAAUAAUUUCAUUGGCAGAUUCAUUUUUAUUAAUGUUUCACAAUUGGAUAAUCCCAUAGAAACACACACAUCACCAUAGCUACCAAGGAUAGUGGGAGUGAACUUCGGGAGAAUGGGGUGAGGGCGGGAACUGCAGCAACGCAAUGAGAUGGUGGCUGGGGUGCCGUCGGCGGUGUAGCAGCCGAUCAGGGGCGCCGGAGGGCGGCAGCCAGUUUUCAAAAUGCCGCCCCAAAUGCAAGUGCCGCCAUAGGCGGUUGCCUAAUCUUGCCUAAUGAGAGGGCCGGCCCUGCCUCCACCCUAUGGUAAAAUAUGUAGAAUUGCAGGAAAUGUGUUAUACAAUUGCUAAAUCUUCUCUCCACCCCAUGGCAAAAUGUGUAGAAUUGCAGGAAAUGAACUUUAAAACUUAAAAACUACAAUGUUUUGCUGGCAGGGGAGGGGGAGGGUAUGGAUGUGGGUACGCAGACACACGAGCUACUGCAGCCCCUCAUGAUGAGUUCGUUUUCACCCCCAUCAAAGUUGCCCAUCUCUGCUUUAGGGUGAGAGUAAGUUAACCCUGGAUCUGUCUCUAAGAGCAAUUUGUAUUGUCCAUCGAAAUGGAUAUUUUUUUUUUGCUGUAGUCUGCAGGUUAGGGGUUAAGUGCCUUUCUCAAGGGAUUAGCUGACUGUGUGAUGUGAUGUCCUGUGUUCUUAGCUGAUCCAGGAUCUGUGUCUAAGGGCAACCGGUAUCUGGUGCUAGAGAAAAUCUCAGCUGACUAUGUGUGUCUGUAAUCGUAUAUGUGUGUUCUCCCAAAAUGCAUUUGAUUUCAUGAUAAAUAUGUUUGAAACAACCUUCCGUUGUCCUCCCUUUUUCCCUUCCUGUGUGUGAUAUUUUUUUUUUUUUCUUAUUUCCAGGGCCAGGUAGGAACCAGGAAGAGCUGCGGAGGAAGAUAGAGAACGGGGUGAAGGAGAUCUGGUACUUUGUCCGCAGUGAGGUCAAGAAGCUGGGUCACAUGGAGCAGGGGGACCUGCAGAAACACAUCGACACACUGCUGCAGGAGCUGGGACACCAGCAGAGGUAACACACACACACUCUCGUCUCACGCUCUCACGCAUACAGACACACACACACACACAGACACAAACACAGACACACACACACACACUUUGCUACAGGACCUGGGGCACCAGCAGAGGUCACGCGCACACACACUCUCGUCUCACGCACACACACACGCACAAAGACACACACAUAUUUCUCCUUUAAGGAGCAUAGGCCGUUGACGAAUGUCCUCCAUCUCACUCGGUUUGGGGCAAGUUUUUCUAGGUCGCAUCAGUUGUUGCCGCUCAAAAAUGGAAAGUGUCCUCUCGUCUAUCACACACAGAGACACACGUUUACACCAGAACACACAUGGAUAACGUGUUACAUAAUACACCAUGGGAGCCUUGCAACGUUAUGACCCAGCUGUGAUCUCUAACCUCUAACCCUAUGUUAAUGUGUGUGUGUGUGUGUGUGCGCGUGUUGACCCCAGGUCCAUCAUGACUGACCUGCACUACCUGAGCCAGGCUGAUGGAGCAGGAGACUGGAGAGAGAAGGAGGCCAAGGACCUGUCUGACCUGGUACAGAACAGGAUCACAUACCUCCAGGUACAGUAAUGUCCACAACACAGCUCAACACCUAGUACACAUAUGGACACCCACAGUAGAGCAGGAUGGCCUUUUACCACACACCAGGGACUGGUUAGAAUCCACAUAGGGAUAUUCCACACAUCACUUUAGCUGAUCGAUUAAACAAUCAAUCAAAAUCGGUACAGCUUUUAUUAUAGCCAUUUCUGUCACAGUAAUGCUGGUCUGUACUGUGUGUGUGGGCUGAGCAGGUCUGUAUGGAGAGGCAGGUAGAGUUCCCCUCUGUCAGGGGUACACACACCCCUCUGACGGUAACACCCCCCCCCCCGUCAGUGUACUGUAUAACAGGAUUAAAACAGCUAAGGAUGUGAUUGUCUACCUUCUCUGCUGUUAGUUGGGCUUAUAUCUGCAGAUUCAGCAAGAUGCUUCUCUCCCUCCUCCUGACACGCUUGUAAUGAUGUUGUUGGUGCCAGGCCUCACGACAAAGUCAUACCUGCUGUAUGUCUCGUAAAGAAGUAGAGCUAGCUAGGUUAAGCAACUUUGUUCUGUUUGUGAGAGUGACAAGAAUCCAAACUGUGUCCGUUUACUAAUAUAUUAUAGAAAAUGGGCGUUCAUGUGUGGAAGUGUGCAUGGGUGUUUGUGCGAAUGCAUAUGAACAAAUAUUGUCACAUACACCAGAUAGGUGCAGUGAAAUGUGUUGUUUUACAGGGUCAGCCAUAGUAGCUCGACGCCUCUAGAACAAAUGAAGGUUAAGUGCCUUUGCUCAAGGGUACUUCGGCAUAUCUUUCACCUUGUCUGCUCGGGUAUUCGAACCAGCGACCUUUCGGUUACUGGCCCAACGUAUGUGUGUAUAGGCUAGUUAAUCAUAAGGAAUGGUGAGAGCAAGGUAGAGGUUGUUAAUUAGUAAUAUUGAAUCCCUGUGUGCUAUUAACGUUAGCUAGCUAGUGAUUAACUUGAUGAAUUGUGUCGGUCGACUCAGUGUGUGUGUGUGCGCUAGUCUGAUAAAAUAGUGGCUAAUGGAAAAUAGUGGCUGAUGUGAUGGAGGAGCAGUAGUAUUGCCCGCCUCUCUGGCCCUGCCUCAUUUUUCCAUCACCAGUCACACAGUCAAUGGAGGGAGGCUAACCGCUUAUACGCUCUAUACACACACACACACACACACACACAUAAUUACACACACACACAUUCACAUGCAUGUACACACACUCUACACUAUCUCUCUCUCUCGCUCUCUCUCUAUCUCUCUCUCCAUGCUCGCCAGUCCCCACCAUACAUCUCCCGUCAACUGCCAUUGACUGACGGUUGACAUUCCCAUAAACUACCCCCUCCAGUCACACACACACACACACACACACACACACACACACACACACAAGCUCCUACAGUCUCAGAGCUGUAAUCAUAGAUCUUUGUUAACAUGUUCUCAACCUGAUUAUCAGGAUCAGGAUAGGCGUUAACAAAGGGAAUGGUCACGGUAAUGGAUGUUGUAGCUCAGUUGGUAGAGCAUGGCGCUUGCAACGCCAGGGUUGUGGGUUUGAUUCCCACGUGGGGCCAGUAUGAAAAUGUAUGCACUCACUAACUGUAUGUCGCUCUGGAUAAGAGGGUCUGCUAAAUGACUAAAAUGUAAAUGUCUUCAGACCCUCCCUGACUCCCCUCCAGCAGAGCAGAGCAUACAGACUGCUUUGAAGCAUGAGGUAGUACGCCAGUCAAAGCCUUCUGUGCCCAGUAGUGCGUGUCUGUCUCUGUAUUUCUAGUACAGAAAGGAUAGUGUGUCUGUAUUUUGAUAAGGUGAAGAGAAGGUCAACUGAAGAACCUGCACACUGAAAUACACUUUUGGCUCUCAAAUGUGUGUCAAUGCCUCGACUCUUCACUGUAACAUUUACUAACAAGGCACCUCAGGUCUCCCUGUGUUUUAACAACAAUCCUCUCCCUUUUCCUCCCCUCUCCCUUCCAGAAUCCCCAGGACUGCUCCAAGGCCAGGAAGCUGGUGUGUAACAUCAACAAGGGCUGUGGCUACGGCUGCCAGCUGCACCAUGUGGUCUACUGCUUCAUGAUCGCCUACGGCACCCAGCGCACCCUUAUCCUGGAGUCCCAGAACUGGCGCUAUGCCACGGGAGGCUGGGAGACCGUCUUCCUCCCAGUCAGUCAGACUUGCACUGACCGCACCGGGGUCACCACCGGACACUGGUCAGGUGAGUUGACCAUGAUGUGAUUCUGACCUCUGAUAAUGGGGCCAUGUCCAUGGCAACAGGCCACACGCAGACUGAACACAUUCUGCCCUCUGUCCUCAGUUGGGUUUGUGUCCAUAGCUACAGACCUCACACAGUGUGUAGGAUACCAUAGAAACAGAAUGACAUUAUACAUCUAUGCAUGGUACAUGGAGAAUGGUGAUGAGUAGUGUGGAGCUUUGAGUCUGCCCCUACUCUGUUUUAGUCUUUCUUCUCAUAUCAGAAGGGGCUACUACAGGUCUUGGAAUAUGAUGAAAAACAGAAUACAAUGAAAAACAGCCUGAGAGAGAGAGAGAGUGAGAGAGCCUGCCUCCCAACUGUAGAGAUGUUUUUUUUUUAACACAAAGCUUCCAUGUGUUGUGCCUGAGGGAGAGAAUGCCUUCCAAACAUGAAAGAACUGACCUCAAAAACAACACAAUUGUACCCUUCUAUCUUUGUUCAGAGGGCUCGUCUUCCUGUCCCAGGGACACUGCUGAAGUAGGUCCUCCAGUCGAGAGGAGGUGAGGAGAAAAGACAGACACUCGAAGAACAAAGUGUGGAAGACAGGAAAGACGAGGGAGAGAGAGAGGGAGGGAAGGAGAGAGCGUCAGAGACUGAAGGAGAGAACAGAGAAGGGAAGAUAGAAGAGACUAGGAGAGGAGAGAAAGGAGGAGAAGGAGAGACUGGAGGAAUAAAGGGAGGUGGCGAGAAGAGGAGGGAGAGAGAAGAUGAGAGGCAAGAGGAAACGAGAGACUGACUGGAGGGAGAGAAGGAGAGAGAAGGAGCGAAGAAAGGAGAACAUCAUAGAAUUACAAUAUAUGACGCACAGACAUUUACAUUGCUAGCCUACUGAGAUAAAUAGAAAAUUGGUGCAUUAUGUAGGAAACCGGGUGCCAUUUGGAAAGCAACCAUAGGGACUCUAGCCUUGAGCCUUGAGCUGUGACUGGGCUGUGUAGAACAGAAGAGUGACUGUCACCGACCCAGUGUGAUUUUAUUACCAUCGUUAAAGCACUAUGUAGUUUACGACAUUGGUAAACGAUUGGCUGUCUGAGACAUUGAUGGGCCCUUGUCAGGUCUGAGGCAGAGGGGAACAGAAGGACAGAGACAGACAUCACUACCGUGGUGGAUGGAUUAUAUCCCUAUCCCACACUCAAACACUCUCAGCAUGAAUUACAACAAACACACACCCUCUAACCCCCCCCCCCCCUCCCUCCCCCCUUCAUUUCUUCAAGAUGUAAUUUAGAUUUUAGGUCUUUCCUAAUUAGCCUGAGAAGGGAGAAACCAGGGGUAGAAAGGGAGAGAGAAAGGGCAGAGUGAGAGAGAGAGAAAUAAAGGAUCUCUCUACCCUUUCUUCACUUUCUCUCUUCCUUUCCUCCAUGGGAAUGUCCCAUUGUAAUAAGUAACUCAUUCAUAUUUUAUUGACUUGAUAACUGAUCAUUUAAACUGUACUUGAGGCAUGUGACACUAAUUAUUACUCUCAACAGCACUCCUAUACUCACAGAGGAAGGGUGAAGGACUACAAUAGCACUUUAACUAACCACUCACAGGCCACAAAAUACCUUUGUCUUGUGUUUUUAAUAAUAAGAACUGUACGACAGGGUGUCCUGGGGGGAUAGAGAGAGAGAGAGAGAGAGAGAGAGAGAGAGAGAGAGAGAGAGAGAGAGAGACUUCUCCCUGUGUUCUGCUGUUCAGACAGCUCAUGAUGCUCAGUGCAUCUUUACUGCUACAUGCAUCAAACCCCCGUGCUGGAGGCUAGUGAGCUGAUCAUUUAUAUAUUGCUGUGUCUGUAUGUCAAAAGCACUCUAUUAUUACCUUCCAUCUCUCUCUCUUCCUCUCUGACACUGUCUCUCUCUCGGUCUCUUUACCUCUCCCUAUCUGCCUUCCACUCUUUAUUAACCUCCACUCCUCCCUCUCUCCCCCCAGGUGAGGCUAAUGACAGAGAUGUCCAGGUGGUAGAGUUGCCCAUCGUGGACAGCCUGCACCCCCGCCCCCCCUACCUGCCCCUGGCCAUUCCCGAGGACCUGGCCCAGCGCCUCCACCGGCUCCAUGGUGACCCAUCCGUCUGGUGGGUGUCUCAGUUUGUCAAGUACCUGAUCCGGCCCCAGGCCUGGCUGGAGAAGGAGAUCCAGGAUACCACCGCCAAACUGGGCUUUAGGCACCCCAUCAUAGGGUAGGUGGACGCACUAUGCAUGCAAGCACACAUGUACUGUAUGUGCGUACACACACACAUACACAGACACACAAAUGCUAUAUAUUUUUGGCCCCUCUAUCUAUCUCUGUCUUAAUGGAUACACACAUGCCCACACAUUCCUUAUCGCUAUCCCCACUGAGAGAUGUAAUUGAAAAGUAAAAGCAGUUAUUUUCCUUUUAUGUUGUGGGAGAGAGGGAGGGAGGGAGGGAGGGAGAAGGUAGAGUCCUGUGAAGUGCUGGGUUGUCUGUCUCUUUGUAGUGAGCAGUGGGAUCUCCUCUCCCCUCAGACCUUCUCAGGAAGUACCACACUGUAAGGCAGGUGUCGGCAACAGGUGUGAUUUAUAUAGUUCCCACAUAUGCUGAGCACUUGUUGGCUGCUUUUCCUUCACUCUGUGGUCCGACACAUCCCAAACCAUCUCAAUUUGGUUGAGGUCGGGGGAUUGUGGAGGCCAGGUCAUCUGAUGCAGCACUCCAUCACUCUCCUUCUUGGUAAAAUAGCCCUUACACAGCCUCGAGGUGUGUUGGGUCAUUGUCCUGUUGAAAAACAAAUGAUAGUCCCACUAAGCCCAAACCAGAUGGGAUGGCGUAUCGCUGCAGAAUGCUUUGGUAGCCAUGCUGGUUAAGUGUGCCUUGAAUUCUAAAUAAAUCACAGACAGUGGCACCAGCAAAGCACCCCCACACCAUAACACCUCCUCCUCCAUGCUUUACCGUGGGAACUACACAUGCAGAGAUCAUCCAUUCACCCACACCACGUCUCACAAAGACACAGUGGUUUGAACCAAAAAUCUGCAAUUUGGAUUCCAGACCAAAGGACACAUUUCCACCGGUCUAAUGUCCAUUGCUCGUGUUUCUUGGCCCAAGCAGGUCUCUUCUUCUUAUUGGUGUCCUUUAGUAGUGGUUUAUUUGUAGCAAUUCAACCAUGAAGGCCUGAUUCACACAGUCCCCUCUGAACAGUUGAUGUUGAGAUGUGUCUGUUACUUGAACUCUGUGAAGCAUUUAUUUGGGCUGCAAUUUCUGAGGCUGGUAACUCUAAUGAACGUAUCCUCUGCAGCAGAGGUAACUCUGGGUCUUGCAUUCCUGUGGUGGUCUUCAUGAGAGCCAGUUUCAUCAUAGUGCUUGAUGGUUUUGCAACUGCACUUGAAGAAACUUUCGAAGUUCUUGAAAUGUUCCGUAUUGACUGACCUUCAUGUCUUAAAGUAAUGAUGGACUGUCGUUUCUCUUUGCUUAUUUGAGCUGUUCUUGCCUUGGUAUUUGACCAAAUAGGGUUAUCUUCUGUAUACCACCCUACCUUGUCACAACACAACUGAUUGGCUCAAAUGCAUUAAGAAGGAAAUAAAUUCCACAAAUUAACUUUUAAGAAGGCACAUCUGUUAAUUGAAAUGCAUUCCAGGUGACUACCUCAUGAAGCUGGUUGAGAGACUGCCAAGAGUGUGCAAAGCUGUCAUCAAGGCAAAGGGUGGCUAUUUGAAGAAUCUCAAAUAUAAAAUAUAUUUUGAUUUGUUUAACACUUUUUUGGUUACUACAUGAUUCCAUAUGUGUUAUUUCAUAGUUUUGAUGUCUUCACUAUUAUUCUACAAUGUAGAAAAUAGUAAAAAUAAAGAAAAACCCUUGAAUGAGUAGGUGUGUCUAAACGUUUGACUGGUAGUGUAUGUAUAUAUACAGUGGGGGAAAAAAGUAUUUAGUCAGCCACCAAUUGUGCAAGUUCUCUCACUUAAAAAGAUGAGAGAGGCCUGUAAUUUUCAUCAUAGGUACACGUCAACUAUGACAGACAAAAUGAGAGAAAAAAAUCCAGAAAAUCACAUUGUAGGAUUUUUAAUGAAUUUAUUUGCAAAUUAUGGUGGAAAAUAAGUAUUUGGCCAAUAACAAAAGUCAUCAAUACUUUGUUAUAUACCCUUUGUUGGCAAUGACACAGGUCAAACGUUUUCUGUAAGUCUUCACGAGGUUUUCACACACUGUUGCUGGUAUUUUGGCCCAUUCCUCCAUGCAGAUCUCCUCUAGAGCAGUGAUGUUUUGGGGCUGUCGCUGGGCAACACAGACUUUCAACUCCCUCCAAAGAUUUUCUAUGGGGUUGAGAUCUGGAGACUGGCUAGGCCACUCCAGGACCUUGAAAUGCUUCUUACGAAGCCACUCCUUCGUUGCCCGGGCGGUGUGUUUGGGAUCAUUGUCAUGCUGAAAGACCCAGCCACGUUUCAUCUUCAAUGCCCUUGCUGAUGGAAGGAGGUUUUCACUCAAAAUCUCACGAUACAUGGCCCCAUUCAUUCUUUCCUUUACACGGAUCAGUCGUCCUGGUCCCUUUGCAGAAAAACAGCCCCAAAGCAUGAUGUUUCCACCCCCAUGUUUCACAGUAGGUAUGGUGUUCUUUGGAUGCAACUCAGCAUUCUUUGUCCUCCAAACACGACGAGUUGAGUUUUUACCAAAAAGUUAUAUUUUGGUUUCAUCUGACCAUAUGACAUUCUCCCAAUCCUCUUCUGGAUCGUCCAAAUGCACUCUAGCAAACUUCAGACGGGCCUGGACAUGUACUGGCUUAAGCAGGGGGACACGUCUGGCACUGCAGGAUUUGAGUCCCUGGCGGCGUAGUAUGUUACUGAUGGUAGGCUUUGUUACUUUGGUCCCAGCUCUCUGCAGGUCAUUCACUAGGUCCCCCCGUGUGGUUCUAGGAUUUUUGCUCACCGUUCUUGUGAUCAUUUUGACCCCACGGGGUGAGAUCUUGCGUGGAGCCCCAGAUCGAGGGAGAUUAUCAGUGGUCUUGUAUGUCUUCCAUUUCCUAAUAAUUGCUCCCACAGUUGAUUUCUUCAAACCAAGCUGCUUACCUAUUGCAGAUUCAGUCUUCCCAGCCUGGUGCAGGUCUACAAUUGUGUUUCUGGUGUCCUUUGACAGCUCUUUGGUCUUGGCCAUAGUGGAGUUUGGAGUGUGACUGUUUGAGGUUGUGGACAGGUGUCUUUUAUACUGAUAACAAGUUCAAACAGGUGCCAUUAAUACAGGUAACGAGUGGAGGACAGAGGAGCCUCUUAAAGAAGAAGUUACAGGUCUGUGAGAGCCAGAAAUCUUGCUUGUUUGUAGGUGACCAAAUACUUAUUUUCCACCAUAAUUUGCAAAUAAAUUCAUAAAAAAUCCUACAAUGUGAUUUUCUGGAGAAAAAAAAUCUCAAUUUGUCUGUCAUAGUUGACGUGUACCUAUGAUGAAAAUUACAGGCCUCUCUCAUAUUUUUAAGUGGGAGAACUUGCACAAUUGGUGGCUGACUAAAUACUUUUUUCCCCCACUGUGUAUAUAUAUAUAUAUUAUUAUUAUUAUUAUUAUUAUUAUUAUUGUUUUUUUUGGGGGGGGGGGGGGCGGUCAAAAAAUAUUGUAAAAUCACCAGGAAUUCAACUAAUAAUAAUUUAGGAAAUCUGUACCCAAGUAUUCCCACCAAUAAAAAAAAGAGACAUAUGUGAUUGUAUCUCAAUGUAAUCCAGGUAUGAAAUUAUUGUUAUUUUUCAAAUAAAAUCUAUUUUUGGGUUUAGUAGUGGUCAAUUUGCAGUGUACAGUACAAAUUAUUAGAAUUAUGUUCCGGCCCCCUGACCAUCCACUCAGACAAAAAUGUAGUUACCUACCCCUGCUGUAAUGGUUAUAAGGCUAUGGCUAUAUCCCAAUAUUCUGAACUGAGGGAGGCAUCUAAGAGCAUUGUGACCCAACCUGUGAUGCCAUGAGCUCUGUAGGGCCUGUAGACUGUUGAUGGACUGUUGUGGAGUGAGAUGCCAGUUGGAGGGGAAAGGGCUAAAGAGGCAGACUAGGAGGACUGUCAGACAAUCUCCAAGGACCUGCACUGCACUUAACACUACAGCUGCACCAUUGAGAGCAUUUGACUGGCUGCAUCACCGCUUGGUAUGUCAACUGCUUGGCAUCCGACCUCAAGGCGCUACUGAAGUUUGUGCGUACGGCCCAGUACAUCACUGGGGCCGAGCUCGCUGCCAUCCAGGACCUCUAUACCAGGCGGUGUCAGAGGAAGGCCCUAAAAAUUGUCAAUGACUCAAGCCACCAAGUCAUAGACUGUUCUCUCUGCUACCACAUGGCAAGCGGUACCAAUGCACCAAUUCUGGAACCAACAAGACCCUGAACAGCUUCCACCCCCAAGCCAUAAGACUGCUAAAUAGUUAAUCAAAUAGCUACCCGGACUAUCUGUAUUGACCCUUUUUGCUCUAACUCUUUUGACUCAUCACAUACGCUGCUGCUACUGUUUAUUAUCUAUCCUGUUGCCUAAUCACUUUACCCCUACCUAUAUGUACAUACAGUAUCCACCUCAAUUACCUCAUACCCCUGCACAUCAACUCAGCACUGGUACCCCAUGUAUAUAGCCAAGUUAUCGUUACUCAUUGUGUAUUUAUUCCUUGUGUUAUUAUAUUUUUUAUUAUUCUCUGCAUUGUCAGUAAGCAUUUCACUGUUAGUCUACACCUGUUAUUUACGAAGCAUGUGGCAAAUACAAUUUGAUUUGAGAGAGAGAGAGAGGGAGAGAGAGAGAGAGAGAAUGAGCGAGAGCUGAAGAGAAUCAGAGGGAGAGUGCUGCAUGCUCCAGCCACUCUCCAAACAACCCACUCUGCCAUCCAUCACUAGAAAACACCAUGACCUUCACUAUAGGAGAGGAGCGCUCUGCUUCACACACACACAAUCACUCACACACAAACACACCUGCAGAGACAUGCGGACAGACACACAUACACACACACUCCCCUAACUCAACUCCUCUGACCCAUCUUCCCUAUAUGUCCUGUCCUGUAGGGUCCAUGUGAGACGGACAGACAAGGUGGGGACAGAGGCAGCCUUCCACCCUAUAGAGGAGUACAUGGUGCAUGUAGAGGACCACUUCCAACACCUAGCUAGACGCAUGCUGGUGGACAAGAAGAGAGUCUACUUGGCCACUGACGACCCCUCACUACUACAGGAGGCCAAGGCUAAGUACGUAUGCCUGGCUGUGUGUGCAUGUGCGUGUGUGUGUGUGUGUGUGUGUGUGUGUGUGUGUGUGUGUACGUGCCACUGGCAGUGUGGGUGUGUGUGUCUGCAAGAAUGUCUUGUGGUAUUAUGGAUCUGUUUGUGUGACGAGAAGCUGUAUUUGAUGUGUGCCAAAGUACUAAGAAUACAAGAAUGAAUGCCGUAUGCACGUUGAUAUCUGUAUUAUCCUUUAGCUCUCUGACUGCCUCUGUCUCUGUGUGUGUCUCAGGUACCCAGACUAUGAGUUCAUCAGUGAUAACUCCAUCUCGUGGUCUGCGGGGCUCCAUAACCGCUACACAGAGAACUCUCUGAGAGGAGUCAUCCUGGAUAUUCACUUCCUGUCCCAGACCAACUUCCUGGUCUGCACCUUCUCCUCACAGGUGACCUUUCACCUCCUACCUUACCUACUCCUCUUCUUCCUCCUCCUCUUUCUCCUUCUUCCUCCUCUUUCUCCUUCUUCAAGGUCAAAGCCUUGCUCAACCUUUUUAGCUUUUCAUCCAAACCUUUACUUUGGGAACGCCCAUACAAUAAUAAUACCUAACUAAUAAGCCAUUGAAUGCUACUGUACCGUAACUAGUGCCUUUUCCUGGUCAGGUCACAAGGUCCUAACCAUAACCACCACCAUAGAACCAGGCCGCGGGGCCAGACGGAUUACCAGGAUGUGUACUCAGAGCAAGUGUCUUCACUGACAUUUUCAACCUCUCCCUGACCGAGUCUGUAAUACCUACAUGUUUCAAGCAGACUACCGUAGUCCCUGUGCACAAGAAAGCGAAGGUAACCUGCCUAAAUGACUACCGCCCCGUAGCACUCACGUCGGUAGCCAUGAAGUGCUUUGAAAGACUGGUCAUGGCUCACAUCAACACCAUCAUCCCGGAAACCCUAGACCCACUCCAAUUCACAUACCGCCCCAACAGAUCCACAGAUGGCGCGAUCUCAACCGCACUCCACACUGCCCUUUCCCACCUGGACAAAAGGAACACCUAUGUGAGAAUGCUGUUCAUUAACUCCAGCCCAGCGGUCAACACCAAAGUGCCCUCAAAGCUCAUCACUAAACUAAGGACCCUGGGACUAAACACAUCCCUCUGCAACUGGAUCCUGGACUUCCUGACGGGCUGCCCCCAGGUGGUAAGGUUAGGCAACAACACAUCUGCCACGCUGAUCCUCAACACAGGGGCCCCUUAGAGGUGCGUGCUUAGUCCCAUCCUGUACUCCCUGUUCACCCACAACUGCGUGGCCAAGCACAACUCCAACACCAUCAUUAAGUUUGCUGACUACACAACAGUGGUAGGCCUGAUCACCAACAACGAUGAGACAGCCUAUAAGGAGGAGGUCAGAGACCUGGCAGUGUGGUGCCAGGACAACAACCUAUCCCUCAACGUGAGAAAGAGAAAGGAGAUGAUCGUGGACUACAGGAAAAGGAGGGCCGAACACGCCCCCAUUCACAUCGAAGGGGCUGUAGUGGAGCGGGUCGAGAGUUUCAAGUUCCUUGGUGUCCACAUCACCAAGAAACUAUCAUGGUCCAAACACACCAAGACAGUUGUGAAGAGGGCAUGACAACACCUUUCCCCCUCAGGAGACUAAAAAGAUUUAGCAUGGGUCCCCAGAUCCUCAAAAAGUUAUACAGCUGCACCAUCGAGCAUCCUGACCGGUUGCAUAACCGCCUGGUAUGGCAACUGCUCGGUAUCCAACCGUAAGGCGCUACAGAGUGUAGUGCGUACGGCCCAGUACAUCACUGGGGCCAAGCUUCCUGCCAUCCAGGACCUAUAUACUAGGCAGUGUCAAAGGAAGGCCCAAAGAAUUGUCAAAGACUCCAGUCACCCAAGUAAUAGACUGUUCUCUCUGCUACUGCACGGCAAGCGGUACCGGAGCACCAAGUCUAGGUCCAAAAGGCUCCUUAACAGCUUCUACCACCAAGCCAUAAGACUGCUGAACAAUUAAUUAAAUGGCCACCUGGACUAUUUACAUUGACCCCCUUUUUUUUACACUGCUGCUACUUGCUGUUUAUUAUCUAUGCAUAGUCACUUUACCCUUACCUACAUGUACAAAUUACCUCGACUAACCUUUAGCCCCGCACAUUGACUCGGAACCGGUACCCCCUGUAUAUAGCCUCGGUAUUGUGUUACUUUUUUUAUUUUAUUUUUAACUCUAUUUUUUUAACUGCAUUGUUGGUUAAGGGCUUUUCACAUUAAGGUCUACAACUGUUGUAUUCGGCGCAUGUGACAAAUAACAUUUGAUUUGAUAAAAUUGUCUGCUAAAUGGUAUAUAUUAUUAUUAUUAUUAUUAUUAUUAGCCUUAAUUCAUCAGUGCAUGGACUUUACUCUAUACUCAAACCGGUGCACCUGGCACCUACUACCAUACCCCGUUCAAAGGCACUUAAAUAUUUUGUCUUGCCCAUUCACCCGCUGAAUGGCACAUAUACAGUCGUGGUCAAAUGUUUUGAGAAUGACACCAAUAUUACUUUUCACAAAGUCUGCUGCCUCAAAUUUUAUGAUGGCAAUUUGCAUAUACUCCAGAAUGUUAUGAAGAGUGAUCAGAUGAAUUGCAAUUAAUUGCAAAGUCCCUCUUUGCCAUGAAAAUGAACUUAAUCCCCCAAAAAAACAUUUCCACUGCAUUUCAGCCCUGACACAAAAGGACCAGCUGCCAUCAUGUCAGUGAUUCUCUCAUUAACACAGGUGAGAGUGUUGACGAGGACAAGGCUGGAGAUCACUCUGUCAUGCUGAUUGAGUUAGAAUAACAGACUGGAAGCUUUAAAAGGAGGGUGGUGCUUGAAAUCAUUGUUCUUCCUCUGUUAACCAUGGUUACCUGCUAAGAAACACGUGCCGUCAUCCUUGCUUUGUACAAAAACGGCUUCACAGGCAAGGAUACUGCUGCUAGUAAGAUUGCACCUAAAUCAACCAUUUAUCGGAUCAUCAAGAACUUCAAGGAGAGAGGUUAAAUUGUUGUGAAGAAGGCUUCAGGGCGCCCAAGAAAGUCCAGCAAGCGCCAGGACCGUCUCCUAAAGUUGAUUCAGCUGCGGGAUCGGGGCACCACCAGUGCAGAGCUUGCUCAGGAAUGGCAGCAGGCAGGUGUGAGUGCAUCUGCACGCACAGUGAGGCAAAUACUUUUGGAGGAUGGCCUGGUGUCAAGAAGGGCAGCGAGGAAGCCACUUCUCUCCAGGAAAAACAUCAGGGACAGACUGAUAUUCUGCACAAGAUACAGGGAUUGGACUGCUGAGGACUGGGGUAAAGUCAUUUUCUCUGAUGAAUCCCCUUUCCGAUUGUUUGGGGCAUCCGGAAAAAAGCUUGUCCGGAGAAGACAACGUGAGCGCUACCAUCAGUCCUGUGUCAUGCCAACAGUAAAGCAUCCUGAGACCAUUCAUGUGUGGGGUUGCUUCUCAGCGAAGGGAGUGGGCUCACUCACAAUUUUGCCUAAGAACACAGCCAUGAAUAAAGAAUGGUACCAACACAUCCUCCGAGAGCAACUUCUCCCAACCAUCCAAGAACAGUUUGGUGACGAACAAUGCCUUUUCCAGCAUGAUGGAGCACCUUGCCAUAAGGCAAAAGUGAUAAUAAGUGGCUCGGGGAACAAAACAUCGGAAUUUUGGGUCCAUGGCCAGGAAACUCCCCAGACCUUAAUCCCAUUGAGAAUUUGUGGUCAAUCCUCAAGAGCCGGGUGGACAAACAAAAAAAAAACUAAUUCUGACAAACUCCAAGCAUUGAUUAUGCAAGAAUGGGGUGCCAUCAGUCAGUAUGUGGCCCAGAAGUUAAUUGACAGCAUGCCAGGGCGGAUUGCAGAGGUCUUGAAAAAGAAGGGUCAACACUGCAAAUAUUGACUCUUUGCAUAAACUGAAUGUAAUUGUCAAUAAAAGCGUUUGACACUUAUAGAAUGCUUGUAAUUAUACUUCAGUAUACCAUAGUAACAUCUGACAAAAAUAUCUAAAAACACUGAAGCAGCAAACUUUGUGAAGACCAAUACUUGUGUCAUUCUCAAAACUUUUGACCACAACUGUACACAUUUCAUGUCUCAAGGCUUAAGAAAUCUUCUUUAACCUGUCUCCUCCCCUUCAUCUACACUGAUUUGAAGUGGAUUUAACAGGUGACCUCAAUAAGGGAUCAUAGCUUUCGCCUGGAUUCACCUGGUCAGUCUAUGUCAUGGAAAGAGCAGGUGGUCCUAAUGUUUUGUACACUCAGUGUGUGUGUGUAUAUAUAUAUAUAUAUAUAUAUAUAUAUAUAUAUAUAUAUAUAUAUAUAUAUAUAUAUUAGCCUCUGUGUUUCAUUUCUCAUGCAGUCCUGUGUGUUGUGUUGUGUUCCUGCUCCAGGUGUGUCGUGUGGCCUAUGAGAUCAUGCAGACCCUCCACCCUGACGCCUCAUCCCACUUCCACUCCCUGGAUGACAUCUACUACUUCGGGGGCCAGAACGCCCACAACCAGCUAGCUGUGUACGCCCAUCAGCCCCGGAGCUCCGACGACAUCCCCUUAGAGCCCGGCGACCUGAUCGGGGUGGCGGGGAACCACUGGGACGGCAACUCCAAGGGCAUCAACCGCAAGACGGGCCGCACCGGCCUCUACCCAUCCUACAAGGUGAAGGAGAAGAUCGAGACCAUAAAGUAUCCUACAUACCCCGAGGCAGAUAAGAUGCUGAAUCAGUAG